Molecule: messenger RNA, 1874 nt
Organism: Daucus carota subsp. sativus
Lineage: Eukaryota; Viridiplantae; Streptophyta; Magnoliopsida; Apiales; Apiaceae
Product: zinc finger protein SHOOT GRAVITROPISM 5
Exons: 3
Coding region: 390-1694 (434 amino acids)
Cellular component (GO): nucleus
Molecular function (GO): DNA-binding transcription factor activity
Source: RefSeq, a predicted model, not a curated record
ACACACACUAAUUGAAGCUAGCCUAGCUUUACACAGAAGAAGACUUGCCUCAACCUUACCUGCUCAAGGUGGGGGUCAAAUGAAAGAAAGAAAGCAAGAAAGUUGAGAGAAAAAAGCUAAAAGCUUUAAAGCAUCUCUUCAAGCUCAUUAGGCUUCAUACAAUCCUCACUCCCUGCACAAACCAUCUCUCUCUCCCUCCCUCUCCCAUCUCUCUCUCCCUCUCCCUCCCAUCUCUCUCUCUCUCCCCUCUGGCCUUAUGUGAGAAUAAAGCUGAUACAAACACUAGCUCCACCCACUUCAUCAACAGAUUUGAUUGUUCUUCUUGCUUUUCAGGUUUAGCUCAGACCCUGAAAAAAAAAUACAUAUAUUUGAGUUUUGAAUUAGCCUCCAUGUUAGAGAAUAACCCCACUGCUUCCACCGGCCCAUCUUCUUCUUAUGCUUUCGCUAAUUCGUCCGAAAAUGCCCGUAGAAAAAGAAGACCUGCUGGGACUCCAGAUCCGGAUGCUGAGGUGGUUUCCUUGUCACCGAAGACGUUAUUGGAAUCCGAUAGAUAUGUGUGUGAGAUCUGCAACCAAGGAUUUCAGAGAGACCAGAAUUUACAGAUGCACCGGAGGAGGCACAAGGUACCAUGGAAGCUGCUAAAGAGAGAGUCACCAGAGGUGAGGAAAAGGGUGUUUGUGUGCCCUGAACCGAGUUGCCUGCACCAUGAUCCUUGCCACGCACUGGGAGAUCUUGUGGGGAUUAAAAAACACUUUAGAAGAAAACACAGCAAUAACAAACAGUGGGUUUGUGAGAAGUGUUCUAAAGGCUAUGCUGUUCAAUCUGAUUAUAAGGCCCAUCUUAAAACUUGUGGCACCAGAGGCCAUUCUUGUGACUGUGGUCGUGUCUUUUCCAGAGUCGAGAGUUUCAUUGAGCACCAAGACGCCUGCAAUAUUCGCAGAAUCCGACCUGACCACUUACAGGUAACAUUGCAGCAGCAGCAACAGGCCUGCUCAUCUCGUACAGCUUCCAGCACAAGCCCUUCUAGUGAUACAAAUUUCACGAAUUUCGCAGCAUUGUCCAGAUCAUUCUCAAUUCCAAGAACGAAUAUUAGCCCUACUGAUCAUGACCAUCUAAGGUCAGAUCGCGACAAUCUUGAUCAAUCCCCUACUGAUCAUGAUCAUGUUCAUGAUCAUCAACAUAACUUGGAACUCCAGCUAUUACCCUCAUCAUCAAACGUGCAGACAUGUUCAUUUUACAGUAACCGCAAUGAUAAUGAUUCCACGCAUCUGAAGCUCUCUAUUGGAACAUCAUCAUGCAGUACUAGAAGCAAUGAGAAGAUGAAGAAUGAUCAUUUAGGUGGAAGUGAGGAACUAAAGAACGCGCUGGCGGAGAAGGCCUUGGCAGAAGAAGCAAGGAAGCAAGGGAAGCGACAGAUUGAAUUGGCGGAAAUGGAGUUUGCUAAUGCUAAAAGGAUUCGACAAGCAGCACAGGCUGAGUUAGAGAAGGCUCAGAUUUUGAAAGAGCAAGCUACAAAGAAAAUAAGCUCCACCCUGUUGGAAAUAACUUGUCAUGCUUGUAAGCAACAGUUUCAAGCAGCCAAGCCAAGAAAUAAUGGUGCUACUGCAGCUAGUCAUGUUGUUGCUGAGGAUCAAACUUCUCUGGCAAUGAGCUAUAUGUCAUCAGCUAUCACAGAAGGUGAAGGCCAUUUGUAGUUUUAGUAGUAUUAUCAUGUCACUUUUUUCCAACUUUAAAAAGUUCUUUUUUUCUUGAUCUUUUUGUUUAAUUGUAUGUAAGUAUGUACCUUCCCUUGUUUGAUUUGCAAAUCAUACCUUGAUUAAUGGUGGAGGGUUGUAAGUAAUUUCUCAAUUAUAAUCUCUAUUUUGUUAAAUAUA